CAAGUCCUAGGCACCUAGCUACUGCGAGAUGCAGAGGCACGCCGGCGAUGAGCUCACCAUCUCCGUCGACCCAGACACUCUCGACUGCCCCAUCUGCUUCCACACCCUCAGGCCUCCGGUGUUCCAGUGCGCCGCCGGGCACGUGCUCUGCUCGUCCUGCCACGACAGACUCCGGCAGAGCCGCAAGUGCCCGGAGUGCUCCGUCGCCACCGGCUUCAGCCGCUGCUACGCCGUCGACCGCAUCCUGCGGGCCGUCCGCGUCCCUUGCCCCAACGCCGCGCGCGGCUGCGCUGUCCAGACGUCCCUCCACGAGCGGGAGGAGCACGAGAAGUCGUGCGCGUUGCUCCUGCGCCACGGCCUGGCCACCGUCACCAUCAAUGACAAUGCAAAGGCGGGAGAGGUUGUCAGGAUGGGCCCUUGCGGCGGCGGCGGCGGCAACGCCAGAAAGAUAGGCAUGGUGGGCGAGGUGACACGCAUUGUCCAGGUCGCCGUCCGCCACUGCGCGUUGCUCCUGCGCCACGGCCUGGCCACCGUCACCAUCAAUGACAAUGCAAAGGUACGUAGGAUUCGACCUUAUGCUACCUCCGACUCCGAUUCGAUCUGCUGUCUUGCUAGCUAUGUUGAUUGA
Molecule: messenger RNA, 628 nt
Organism: Triticum urartu
Lineage: Eukaryota; Viridiplantae; Streptophyta; Magnoliopsida; Poales; Poaceae
Source: RefSeq, a predicted model, not a curated record